AUGGACCCCAUUCGUCGCAUCAUUUUUCUUCUUCUGGCCUUUUACAGGAUAAACUCAGCUCUUUCUUAUUGUGUUAUAGGAUGCUCCUGCUCCAGUGAUAGCUUUGGAAGGAGUUUGCUGUGCAUGUCUACAUCCUUGAGAAAGAUACCUGGAGACAUCCCUCAAGACAUCAGAAAAAUUAGAAUAGAAAACUCUCAUCUAACAGAACUGCCUCGUGGGUCAUUCUCCAAUGCCAGUGCCUUGGAAUACCUUUGGCUGAAUUUUAAUAAUAUCACAGUUAUGCACCUAAAGAGCUUAGAAUACCUGAAGGAUCUGACAGAGCUGAGAUUGCAGGGAAACAAAUUAAGUUCAGUUCCAUGGACAACAUUUCAAGACACUCCAGCUUUAAAAAUAUUGGAUCUAAAGCACAAUAGACUGGAUGUUCUUCCAGAGCAUGCACUCAGGUAUCUGCCCAACCUGACCUACUUAGACUUAUCCUCAAAUCAGCUUACUGUCAUAUCCAGGGAUGUCUUCUAUAAUUGGCCUGUGUACCAGAAAACCCAGCAGUCUGAGAAGAAGAUGGAAGCUAGUUCCAACGCUGUCCUGGCUUUACAUGAUAACCCAUGGAUCUGUGACUGUCGCCUUAGGGGACUUGUCCAGUUUAUCAAAUCUGUUAGCCCACCAGUUAUUCUCAUGAAUUCUUAUUUAAGUUGUUCAAGCCCGAAAUUUAGGGCAGGAAAGUUCUUUCAUGAAGUGGAGCUCAACAGUUGCAUGAAGCCAAUAACCUCAUCCCUUGACUCCAACCUGACUGUGCAUGUGGGAUUGAAUGUUACUAUGGUCUGCUUGGUACAGGGCAGCCCCUCUCCAGCAGUCUGGUGGACCUAUGGCCUAAAACAUUUAAGGGCAUUUAAUGUGUCCACUACACACAUCAGUGAAGAUACAAUGAAAUCAGAGUUGGUGAUUCCUUCAGCUCACCUUAUGGAUGAGGGCAAUUACACCUGCACAGCUGCCAACUUCAUUGGCAACACCUCUACUAUAAUCUCCCUGAAAGUCCAGGCUCCCAGAAUGGUAGCUUCUUCCUCAUCUUUCUCUUCCUCUGUCUCAGAAGAGAAUGCCUAUGUUGAUGUUAGGAUAGCCAAACAGACGGUGUAUGGAAUUACGCUGGAGUGGUAUGCAGUGACUGAGAAUCCAGGAGAAACUUGGUACACCCUCCACUUUGGGAAGUAUGACGACUCUGAGAAGGAGAUGAUUUACAUUGGCCCGGGCACCAACACAUACUCAGUCAAUGACUUGCUCCCAGCUACCAAGUAUGAGGUGUGUGUCACCAUAAGGAACCAGACACCCCGAAAGGGCCAAUGCAUUGUGUUUGUCACAGGCAGUGACAUCAGUGAACUAGAACAGAGGGAGAAGCUCAUCCAUAUCAUCAUCAUUGUUUGUGCCAUGGUGCUGGCAGUUCCCGCUGGGAUGUAUGCAUGCACCACAGAAACUCGGCUUAACUGCAUGGAGAAGUGCGCUGGAUUCUGCCACAAGAAUCGCAAAGGGCAGAAGAAUCUGAGAGCAGGCAACAAAGAAAACACCUUUGACAGCUUGCCAACUGGCAGCGAGGAAGGGCUGUGUUACCGAGACUCCAGUGAAGACAAGAGAAAGCCAAGGUCUCCGGAGGACAAGGAGAAGCCCGACAAACAUAAACCUAAUCACAGAAAUAGCGCUGAUCUCUAUUAGCUGAUAAAAAUUCAAUCCCAUAUUAGAGUAGAUCAAGUUAAAUAUAGAAGGGCCAACAAAAGUAUACAUAAACCUAGGGCUCUGUGUUACAUAAACACUGGGAAUGUGCUAUGCAGACAUACAACCUUGUUUUUCAAAGGAUUUUGGCAACAUCUGAAACUUUAAGGAAAAAUGGGGUUAUUGGUAAGCAGGAGAGUAGUGCAUGGCAUGCACGUUGCUGGCAGGGGAGCCGAUAUACAUACUUUCAGCUACCUGGGAAAUUCAAUUAAAUAGAGGACAGAUACAUGGCAUUGUAAUCUUUACAAAUUAUUU
Messenger RNA from Gopherus evgoodei (Goodes thornscrub tortoise), 2013 nucleotides. It is a transcript of the gene LRIT2, whose product is annotated as leucine rich repeat, Ig-like and transmembrane domains 2. Gene Ontology annotation, molecular function: protein binding. Lineage: Eukaryota; Metazoa; Chordata; Testudines; Testudinidae. The record is from RefSeq and is a predicted model, not a curated record. The coding region runs from base 1 to 1701 and encodes 566 amino acids. The transcript is spliced from 3 exons.